This is a messenger RNA of Penicillium cataractarum, 879 nucleotides long. RefSeq lists its product as uncharacterized. The transcript is spliced from 2 exons. The record is from RefSeq and is a predicted model, not a curated record. NCBI's taxonomy places the organism in Eukaryota, Fungi, Ascomycota, Eurotiomycetes, Eurotiales, Aspergillaceae. Bases 1 to 879 code for a protein of 292 amino acids.
AUGACCACGCCUACUCUGAUCAACCUCCCCCCUCCUCCUUCUGACCCCGUCACUCCCUCGGACAUGGGCCCUGGCACCCCCAAUUCCGGCCUCUCAGCGCUCUCCACGACCGCCAUCAAAGAUGGCCACCAGGGUGCUCCCUUCCCACAUUCCCGCGGCCACGCACAUCAAUCCUCAACAUCCUCCACAAACACCCUCGAAGCCGAGCGCGCAGACCGCAUCUCCCGCCUCGCCGGCCUCGAGCGCGUCGCAACCGCCCGCGCCGGGGGCAUCUACCCACCCGCCCAUAUCCCACCCGCACACAUCCCAGGCUACUUCGACAGCCAUGCAUUUAAGGAGCGCAGCACCGUCGGCAGUGCCAGUGCAACUGGUAGCGUGGGUCACACGACCUGGGCAUCGGGCAGCGAGGCCUUCUCGGCGGACAAAAUGAGCGAGGACGUCGACGUGGAUGACCGCGAUAGUGUGGGGAAUGUCAGUGAUGAAGGAAAUGCUAGUCUGGUUGGUUUUGGCGAGGGCGCUAAUAGUACCAUCUCCGGACCCACGAGUCGUCCGCCGCCCGGGCUGAAUCGGAUGUCUUCUGGUGGUGCCCGACCACCUAGUAUGGGCAGUGCGGGUGUCAGCCCGAAUGUGGCCCGUCCCGGGACGCUGGCUAGUUUCCUUCAGCAACAGCAGCAGUAUGGGGCUGGGUAUGGUGCUGGAGAGAACCCGAUGGUCUCGUCUAGUCUGGCGGGCUCGAUUACGCCUGAGCCUGUUCCUGAGGAUGCCCGAAUGGUCAAUGGGAUGACCUUUGAUGAAGAUGUUAUUGAUACCACGGUUCGCACACCGCGAUUGGCUACGCCGAAUCCUAAUUCGGGUGGAUUUGAUACAGAGCAUGAGUAG